AUGACGUACCGUCCCGCCGCCAGGAUCUCGCCGCCAAAGGGUUGCGAUCGGAGAAGGAGCGUAGUAGAGCGGGGCGUGGAGGGGGGGGGCAAGACGUCUCUUAAUUCAAGGUGGCAAGACGUCUGCAGCAUGCUCGGCGCUGUCGGCGACGACGGUGAGACUCCAGCUUUCGACGCCUUCGUCAGGAAUGACGAUGAUCUGAAGGUGUGCGAGGAGCUGAGUCUAGACGAUAUCGCCACCGCACACCAGCCUGCCGACGGCAUGGGUGGAACUGGAGAUCCGUGUUCCUGUCAACCUCAGACUGUAUGCUCCACUCCAGAAACCAGUGACGGUAUCUUGAACAUUGACAUCAGGAUAGUAACACCACCCUCAGGCUUGGAGUGUCAGGCUGGGUUUGUCUACUGCUGUGUCUCCAGCCAACUCCAGUGUGGCAUCAGGAAUCUCAACCUUACUUCCCCUGUACCUCCAAAAGAUGGACAGACAAAGUUUGGAGAGUUUCCAUGGCAAGCGCUUAUCAUCAACUUGGACAAUGAUUAUGUUGGUGGGGGAGUAGUCUUGGAUGCUUUUCACGUUCUUACUGCAGCUCACAAAGUUGCAAGCAUUGAUAAAGCAGAGCUAGUUGUGCGUGUGGGUGACUGGGACAUACAGUCUGAACAUGAGCCACUGGUUCACCUGGACACACGUGUAGUGGCAGUGACUGUACAUCCUCAGUACAGUCCCCAGACCCUCGUCAAUGAUGUGGCUGUACUCACUCUCUCUCAGGUUCUCAGACUGUACCCUGUGGUUCCACACAUCAAUAGCAUCUGUCUACCUCCACCCUCAGCUAAUUUCACAGGCAGCAAAUGCUGGGUUUCUGGAUGGGGUAAGGAUAUGUUCGGCCCUGGAGGUAAUUACCAAGCGAUACAGAAGGCUGUGGAUGUGACAAUCUUGAGUGGCAAUGAGUGUGAGAAGCAGCUUCAGCUGACAAGGCUGGGACGUCACUUCACCCUGGACCAGGAGAGCUUCUUAUGUGCAGGCGGUGAGAAGGAUAAAGAUGCAUGUACGGGUGAUGGUGGAUCUCCGCUGGUGUGUGAGAAGGAAGGACGCUGGUGGUUGGCAGGUCUGGUAGCCUGGGGAGUCGGUUGUGCUCUGCCCAAUGUUCCCGGAGUCUACGUCAACAUCCCUGCCAUGAUUACUUGGAUACAUCAGUGCAGUACGUCAGUCUUCAGCAUACUCGCUCAGUGA
Molecule: messenger RNA, 1224 nt
Organism: Homalodisca vitripennis (glassy-winged sharpshooter)
Lineage: Eukaryota; Metazoa; Arthropoda; Insecta; Hemiptera; Cicadellidae
Product: phenoloxidase-activating factor 2-like
Exons: 7
Coding region: 1-1224 (407 amino acids)
Biological process (GO): proteolysis
Molecular function (GO): serine-type endopeptidase activity
Source: RefSeq, a predicted model, not a curated record